Vanessa tameamea is the source of this 2556-nucleotide messenger RNA. Its product is annotated as Golgi resident protein GCP60. The transcript has 10 exons. Gene Ontology annotation, cellular component: Golgi membrane. The record is from RefSeq and is a predicted model, not a curated record. Gene Ontology annotation, molecular function: fatty-acyl-CoA binding. Lineage: Eukaryota; Metazoa; Arthropoda; Insecta; Lepidoptera; Nymphalidae. The coding region runs from base 127 to 1554 and encodes 475 amino acids.
AAGUUGUCAAAUGAAUUUUGAUAAUACGGCGAAACGAUUUGUGCCACCAAUGAUAGUCAUAAAUCAAGAUAGAAAAGUAAAAAUCGAUUUCUGUAAAUAAUUUAGAAUAAAAUUAUCAUCAAUAUAAUGGCAAAUAGAAGUGAAGGUAAUCAAAAAGUCAACCCAGUAAAAGUACCCCUAGAAACUGACCAAGGUAUUAUAGAAAGCGAAGAACGUAAAUGGGGAUUGCCAUUGAGAGAAGUUUAUAAACAUGGACUCUCUUUUUAUAAAGACAAAGAGGGAAAGGCCAUUCACCUUAGUUAUGAAGAUAGAUUGAAGUUGGUUGCAUACACUCAACAAGCAGCACAUGGACCUUUAGAUGUAAACUCAGCACCACCUCUUGGAGUGCUUGAUGUUAUAGGGAGAGAUCGAAGAUCAGCAUGGCAAGCCCUAGGUCAAAUGUCUCAGGUCCAAGCUAUGGCAGGAUUUAUACAUACUCUAGAUAGGUUAUGUCCUAUGUUUAAGCCAUUUUUAGAAGCAAUUCAAAAGGAUGUUGAAGAUAGAAAGCAGAGAGAAUUAAAGAAAACAGAAGAUGAAAAAGCACAUAUGGAAUUGCAGAAUAGAAUAAUGUUAGAAAAACAAAAACAAGAAAGUUCUAAAUUAUCAGAAGAACAGCAAGUGCAAAGAAUUAAAGAUGCACUGAAUGCACAAACCUAUGACCAGUUUCUUCAGUAUGCACAACAGCAGUUUCCAGGGAACUUUGAUCAGCAAGCAAUACUUAUUAGACAAUUGCAAGAUCAACACUACCAACAGUAUAUACAGCAACUGGCAGUGGAUCAACGUCUUGCUAAUUCUAACCUAAACUAUAAAGAAGAGUCUGAUAAUGAUGAUCAAAUUGAAAAAGAGGAUUGCACAAAAGAUCACAUAUUGAAUGACAGUGAUGAGGGUCUCACAGAUAAUAAAUCAUUACAGACAUCUGAGAAGAAUGAAAUGGAGUACAAUGAAGAAUCCCGAGAAGAAGCAGAAGACGAGGAUGAAGAAACCGAUGGUGAUGGAGUAGAGGAGGCCCGUAUGUGGACGCGUGAAGAUAUAGUGCAGUUUAAAGAAUCAGCGCGAGCAGGUGGGGGCAUGCUCACUGUGGGUCAUGGUGAGACUGUCACUAUCAGGGUGCCGACGCACCAGCGUGCACGUUGCAUAUGCUGGGAAUUCGCCACUGACAACUAUGAUAUAGGUUAUGGGCUUUUCUUUGAAUGGAGCAAAUCACCAACAUCAGAAGUGACAGUGCAUGUAGCUGAGAGUGAUGAUGAGGAUGAUGCAGAUGAUGAUACAUAUGAUGAAGAGUACACAAUUUAUGGUAAUACUGACCCAGAAGUAGGCGGUGAGAGGCGCGUGCUCAACAGUCAUCGGCCGAUGGUCAACCUCGUCGUGCCAAUAUAUAGGCGAGACUGUCACAUGGAGGUGUAUGCUGGCUCUCAUACUUAUCCCGGAGAGGGCGUAUAUUUAUUAAAAUUCGAUAAUACGUACAGUUUAUGGCGAUCUAAAACUUUAUAUUAUAAAGUCUACUACACACAGUAAUUCAAUGUUAUUUUAUAUACUAAAUACAUAAUAUAUAAUAUAAUAUAUAAUUGAAUUGAUAAUUUUAAUGAAUUUUAUUUCAAUCGAAAUAUAUUUUCGUUUUCAUUUUUUUAAUUGUAUGGCGUAUUAUAAACUUUAUUAAAAUUACUUCAAUUCAAUAAAAUCCUAAUAUUUUAUAGAUACAUGACAAAUUAUUAUGAAAUAUUAUAGAAGUAUCAAAUAUUUACUAAAUAAAAAUAAUUAAUAGUAUUGUGAAUGUAUCAGAUGCAUAUGCUGGCAUGUUUAGAUUGUGCAAUUACAUGUAUGAUCAAUCAAAAGUAGUUAAUAAAAAUAAUUGACAUUCUAAAUAAUUUAUAUAAUGACGUACCUUUAUUUUUAGCAGUACAAUAGUAUUUAUUUUUAAUAAAAAUUUAAAAAAAUGCAAACCUUUCUUACACUGCUUGUAACAUUUUUUAAUUUGUUAUAUUACAUACUUUAUGAAUAAAUUGCCAUAUAUGUAUAUUAAAAAUGGAUUUGUGCCAAUAACACUUACUAUUAUGUACUUAAUUACGAUAAUUUUCUAGAAAACAAUAGUGCGGAUAAAUUUUGUCUUUUAUUUAUAAAAGUAAUAGUAGCUCGAAGAAAAUUCUUGUUUUAAUGCAAGUCAUGUUAACUCUAUUUAAAUUAAUAAAAUAUGUGUACAUCCUUUAAUGUUAAAUUAUUUUUAGAAUACACGUAAUAAGUAAUUUUGUUUUAUCUAUAUAAGGAAAAUUAUAUAAAAACUAUCUCUAUGUUCAAAAUCCAAAUCAGCACACUUUUAAUUGUACACAGCCUCUAUGACCACUGUGUAGAUAAAAAAGAAAGGUAAAAAAAUAUUUAUAAAAAUGCGUUAAAUUUUAAUAUUUUUAGUAUUAAAAACAGCAUUUAUAAUAUUAUUAUUUAUUGUUGUAUGAAAUAACUGUGAGUAGUAACAUUAAUUUAUGUCAGUACCUAUUUAUAGUAUUUGUAAGAGAAAUAUAUUAG